Python bivittatus (Burmese python) is the source of this 804-nucleotide messenger RNA. The record is from RefSeq and is a predicted model, not a curated record. Lineage: Eukaryota; Metazoa; Chordata; Lepidosauria; Squamata; Pythonidae.
UAUCUGUACUGUCUCGUGGAGUUCUUUGGGCUGAACCUGACAGCUGCCGAUCUCACAACAGUGACUCUUGGCAGCAUACGAGGAUUAAAACCAGCAGUUACAGAACAAUAACUCAUGAUGCCCAAGGUAAACAGUACAUCCCAAUCAUAAAACCACAUCACCAACACAGCUUGCCUAACCUCAUGGCCCAACUGCCUGGGGAAACAAGCUUACUUCUAAAAAGCAGUACUUGUUUUUAUCAAGCUUUGUAGGCAAUAAAACACAGAAAAAUGAGAGUCCCAAGAUUCCAAAGCUUAAAAUUCUUUCUGCCCCAUUUGCAUUUCUUGUUGUUGUUAUUUUGCUAUUUGGAUAUAUUUAACAGCUUAAAUACUUUAUUGUGCUUUUGUUCUUAUUUCAAUAGGGCCAGUAUUAGAAUUUGAUUACCUGAUCUGUGAAGAAUGUGGGAAGGAAUUCAUGGACUCGUAUCUCAUGAAUCAUUUUGAUCUAGCAACAUGUGAUAAUUGCAGAGAUGUUGAAAACAAACAUAAACUCUUAACAAGGACUGAAGCAAAGCAAGAGUAUCUUCUGAAAGACUGUGAUUUAGACAAGAGAGAACCAGUGCUUAGAUUCAUUCUGAAGAAAAAUCCUCAUAAUCCACACUGGGGUGAUAUGAAACUUUACUUAAAGCUACAGGUCAUUAAGCGUUCCCUUGAAGUUUGGGGUAGUGAGGAAGCCUUAGAAGAAGCAAAAGAAAACCGCCAAGACAACAGAGAGAAGAUGAAACAGAAAAAGUUUGAUAAAAAAGUUAAAGAAUUACGGCGAGCU